This is a messenger RNA of Columba livia (rock pigeon), 1373 nucleotides long. RefSeq names its product RCC1 domain containing 1 (gene RCCD1). NCBI's taxonomy places the organism in Eukaryota, Metazoa, Chordata, Aves, Columbiformes, Columbidae. The record is from RefSeq and is a predicted model, not a curated record. Bases 7 to 888 code for a protein of 293 amino acids. The transcript has 3 exons.
CCCGCCAUGGCGGUCCCGCGCCGCUCGUGGCUCGUGUUCGGCUUCAGCCCCGAGGAGGCGGCGGGGGAACCGGAGCUGGGGCCGGGCCCGCGGCGGCUGGAGUCGGGCCCCGAGGGGGUCCGCCGCGUGUGGCCCGCCUGGAGCUACGUAGUCGUGGAGACCGGCGCAGGGCUGGAGCUGCGGAGCGCGGGGCUGCGGCGGGCGCUGCCGGGCUGGGUCGAGGCGCUGCCCUCGGAGACGCACCUGGUGCUGCGGGGCCCUGCGGGGGCCCGGGCGUGGCCGCGGGCGGCGGCGCUGCGGGGCGAGCUCGGGGUCGCGCCCGCCUGGAGCCGGGAUCCGCCACCGGGGAGCCUGGAGCCCCGGGACCCGCUGCCGCUGCUGCCCGGCGGCUUCGUCAUCCCGCGGCCGCCGUUCUUCAGCGCGCUGCCCGCGGGGCUGCGGGCCCGGCGGCUGGUCCUGGGCUGCGAGCACGUCCUGGUGCUGGGCGCUGUCGGGGAGAUCUUCACCUGGGGCGGUGGCAGGCGACGUGCAUUUGGGCACUGUCGUGGAGCAGGAUCAGGCCCUUUCUGCUGGCCGAUGCCGCAGGCGUUGUGGUUUUUGGUGCAUCCCAUCGAUUUGCUGAACGCACGUCUCGGAUGUGAUGGUUUCACUGGGGUUCAGAAAGCUGCGGUGGAUCAGAGCGGCAGCAGAGCAGCAAACAGCGACCGUGACCUUCUUCUGGUGCAAGUUUGGCUUUGGGAAGCGCUCUGGACGUUCUUCUGGUCCAACCACAGAGCUGGUCAUCGCCGACUGUCAUAUAAAAUCCACUGCUUGUCACACGUCACAAUCAGAUCUAGAAAUGGUUUGUUUUUGUUGCGUAGAGUAAGAGAAGAUGACAUUUCAGAAUGACAAUUUUUUGGCUUUUCGGUCAGCUCACGAGGCACUCACUGAGCUUUUUUGCCUUCCCAAUGUGCUUCAAACGCCGAACGACUGUCAAAUGGUCCACGUCAAGUUCUUCGGCAACUUCUGUAGUUGUAAGAGGAUCAGUUCGAUGGUCACUCUUGUUUGGUUGUUGUCACCAUGAUCCCCGUCAUCAAGGUUCUUGUCUCCUUUGCUGUGCGUCCAUGAGCAGUUCCUGCACCAAAUGUGCUGCUGAUGUUGCAAGUUGUCUCGCUGCUUUACAACCCAUUUUGAAUAAGAAAAUAACUCGAUUUUGCUUUUUGUCUCACAUCAUUUCCAUAGUCUAAAAUAUCAAAUAAACAGCAAGUAAUAAGUCAGUAGCAAAAAAACCCAUAAAGCGAGAAAAGCACGUUCAAAUAAUGCGUACAUAACCACAUUUAUUUAAGAAUGUAUUCCAAAUCAAAUGGCAAAUUCCAACAAUGCAAGAACUGCAA